AUAAUUAGAGACUCUAGUCUCCUCCUCAAACCCCUAAAUCUGAGAUGGGUAGGAGGAAGGAACGUAUUGAGGAGUCAGCCUGAGAUUCUCAAGACAGCUAGGGAAGGUGGGGAGGCCUCAGGGAACAGGAGGUUGUGACUGGCUGGGAAAACUCAGUUCGGUGGGGAGAGGGCGUGCAGUGUGGAGCGACUGAGUUUCAGGACUGUUUCAGGGCCCGGGGCCCACUUGCGUGCCGCCACGGGUAAAGCACUUCGGGUCUGAAGUAGAGGAACGAAUCCCAGCUCCGUCGCAUGUCCCCCAGUAAGGAAACAGAAGAGCUGCUUCGUAGGGAGACUCACUGGAAGGCUGCUUCUCGCAGCCAGCAGUUUUUACUUAGAUUAUAGUAGGUAUUUUAGACCAAUAAAAACAGUCGCGAUUUUCAAAAUGCCUUUAUUUGCAUUUUACAAAACUUGAGACAUUGUUAAUUAUUUAUAUCCUACGUGGGGGGUGGGAAGCUUGCUGGAGGUGAUGGGGCUAAUAACCACCCCUCUACCUCGCACCUUUUGGCGUCACCACGGCUUCGAUCUCUGGGAUCUUCUCUCUCAGCCUCCUUUUGUUCGGCUGUGUCAGGGAAGUAAUGAGUUUUCCGCAAGUUGUAGCAGAUUCUGUAACACCGUCCCUCGGGACCUCACUGCCAGUUUUAAACACUCGGAGUCCUGGGGGCAGGCUGAUGUGGGAGGUGGGGAAAGAGGCAGGAGGUACCCGCCCGCCCCCCGCUGUAGCCGGGUGUGGGGCGGACACACCCGGCCUCCAUCAAAGCCUUGGAUAACAGAGAGCCUCGGGGGAGCAUGAAUGGGGCGCCUUUGUUUCCAGUCGGAUUCAGAUGCAUCUCCACUUUCUUUCCCACAAGGCACAGAAACAAUUUUCUUCGUGUGCGGCGGGGAGUGGGUUGCCUUUUUUUUUUUUCCCCCUCGAACCCAGAAUCUGCGAGACAGGGCCUGGGUCUCUGUCGGGAGCAACUCCGGAAAACCCGAGAGAACGCAGGAGGGGCGCGGGAGAGGACAGUGCGGGGGGGCGCUUCGGGGUGCCUCCACAGAUCCAGCCCCGGCCCCACCUGCGAGGAGGCGGGACCUUGCGGCGCUGGACCAAUCAGCACCUACCUGCGCUCACCUGGCCCCCCCCCCCCCUCUGGCUCCCGCGAGCCGCGGUUCUCAAAGGGACGCGCUGAGCUUAGCGGAGCACUAACCCGCAGUCGCGGCAGCUUUUCAUCUCACUCUCUCCAGCCAUGGGGCUCCCUAGUGGGCCUCUCGCGUCCCUCCUCCUCCGCUUCUUCCUCUUACUCCAGGCGCAGGUUUACUGGCUGCCGCGCGCGGCCUCCGAGCCGUGCCGGGCAGGCUUCGGGGAAGCUGAAGUGACCUUGGAGGCGCGAGGCGCGGAGCUGGAGCGGAGCCGGGCGCGGGGGAAUGUGGUUUUCACGGACUGCCCUGGGCAAGAGUUGGCCCUGCUGACUGAUGAUGACUUCACUGUUCUGAACAACAAAACAGUCCAGGAAAGGAAAGCAUUGAAGAUCUCCCCAUCCAAACGUAUCUUGCGAAGACGCAAGAGAGAUUGGGUGGUCCCGCCAAUAUUUGUCCCUGAGAAUGGCAAGGGUCCCUUCCCCCAGAAGCUGCAUCAGCUCAAAUCUAAUAAAGACAGAGGCACCAAGAUUUUCUACAGCAUCACGGGGCCUGGGGCAGACAGCCCCCCUGAGGGUGUCUUCACCAUAGAGAAGGAAACGGGCUGGUUGCUGUUGAAUAAACCACUGGACCGGGAGAAAAUUGCCGAGUAUGAGCUCUUUGGCCAUGCUGUGUCGGAGAACGGUGCCUCCGUGGAAGAGCCCAUGAACAUCUCCAUCAUCGUAACAGACCAGAAUGACCACAAGCCCAAGUUCACCCAGGAUGUCUUCAGAGGGAGCGUCUUGGAAGGGGUACUACCCGGCACUUCUGUGAUGCAGGUGACAGCCACGGAUGAGGACGAUGCCAUCAACACCUACAAUGGGGUGGUUGCUUAUUCCAUCCACAGUCAAGAGCCAAAGGACCUCAUGUUCACGGUCCACCGGAGCACAGGCACCAUCAGCGUCGUCUCCAGUGGCCUGGACCGGGAGAGAGUCCCUGAGUACACACUGACCAUCCAGGCUACGGACAUGAACGGGGACGGCUCCAGCACCACGGCUAUGGCCAUAGUGGAAAUCCUCGAUGCCAAUGACAAUGCUCCUGUGUUUGAGCCCCAGCAGUAUGAGGCCCAUGUGCCUGAGAACGCAGUGGGCCACGAGCUGCAGAGGCUGACAGUGACCGAUCUGGAUGCCCCCAACUCACCGGCAUGGCAGGCUACCUACCGCAUCGUGGAAGGUGACAACGGGGACCAUUUUACCAUCACCACCCACCCUGAGAGCAACCAGGGUAUCCUGACAACCAAGAAGGGCUUGGAUUUCGAGGCCAAAAACCAGCACAACCUGUACGUUGAAGUGAUCAACGAGGCUCCCUUUGUGGUGAAGCUCCCAACCUCCACGGCCACCAUAGUGGUCCACGUGGAGGAUGUGAAUGAGCCGCCUGUGUUCGUCCCACCCUCCAAAGUCAUUGAGGUCCAGGAGGGCAUCUCCAUCGGCGAGCCUGUCUGCACCUACACCGCGCGGGACCCCGACAACGGGAGUCAGAAGAUCAGCUACCACAUCCUGAGAGACCCAGCAGGGUGGCUAGCAAUGGACCCAGACAGUGGGCAGGUCACUGCUGCAGGGGUCUUGGACCGUGAGGAUGAGCAGUUUGUGAGGACCAACAUCUACGAAGUCAUGGUCUUGGCCACGGAUGAUGGGAGCCCUCCCACCACUGGCACGGGGACCCUCCUGCUAACACUGAUGGAUGUCAACGACCAUGGCCCGGUCCCUGAGCCCCGUCAGAUCACCAUCUGCAACCAAAGCCCUUUGCCUCAGGUGCUGAACAUCACAGACAAGGACCUGUCCCCCCACACCUCCCCUUUCCGGGCCCGGCUCACACACGACUCGGACAUCUACUGGACGGCAGAGGUCAAUGAGAAAGGAGACACAGUGGCCUUGUUCCUGAAGAAGUUCCUGAAGCAAGACACAUACGACGUGCACCUUUCUCUGUCCGACCACGGCAACAAGGAACAGCUGACGGUGAUCAGGGCCACCGUGUGCGACUGCCACGGCCAUGUGGAGACCUGCCCCGAACGCUGGAAGGGGAGUUUCCUCCUCCCUAUCCUGGGUGCUGUCCUGGCUCUGCUGUUCCUCCUGCUGGUGCUCCUGUUUUUGGUGAGAAAGAAACGGAAGAUCAAGGAGCCCCUUCUGCUCCCAGAAGACGACACCCGUGACAACGUCUUCUACUACGGCGAAGAGGGGGGUGGCGAGGAGGACCAGGACUAUGACAUCACCCAACUCCACCGGGGCCUGGAGGCCCGGCCUGAGUUGGUUCUCCGCAACGAUGUGGUGCCAACCUUCAUCCCCACACCCGCAUACCGUCCACGGCCAGCCAACCCAGAUGAAAUUGGCAACUUCAUCAUCGAGAACCUGAAGGCGGCCAACACGGACCCCACGGCCCCACCCUAUGACUCCCUGUUGGUGUUCGACUAUGAGGGCAGCGGCUCCGAUGCCGCCUCCCUGAGUUCGCUCACCUCCUCUGCUUCCGACCAGGACCAAGACUACGACUAUCUGAAUGAAUGGGGCAGCCGCUUCAAGAAGCUGGCAGACAUGUAUGGCGGGGGUCAGGACGACUAGGCCUCCCUGCCUGCAGCGCCGGGGGCCUAAACACCAGGCCCGCAGCUGCAUCUCCAAGGGGUCUCCGUCCCCACCUCGGCCAGGGACUUCGAAGCUUGUUGAGAAGUAGCCUUAGCAACUUGGAGGGAAGAGGCGUGACGUUAAAGGGGCAGGUUUCUAAGCCUUUCAGCAUGGAGGGACCCGGGCAGUUUGAUUUCAACAGUGAAAACCUCUUAGCCUCGGCCAGGGCUGCUGAAUUUCCAGGAGUCUCUCCCCUGCCGUAAGAUGCUCAGCCCUGUGUACCGGGCCUGGACUGACUCUGACUCCCCCAUGUUGACGUUCUCUCUGGAAUGGACCCUCCUCCUUAGAAAGAGGCCUCUUAUUGCAAUCUGGAUUUUUUUUUUUUUUUUUAAUGCUAUUUUCAAAAAGUUAGAACCAGGUCCUCAGCCGCCCCUGGGGUCCUCCAGAAGCCCAGGCCAGAGCUGCCUGGCUCAUGUGCCCUCACGCGUUGCAUUUCUCUCUGAUGUCUGGACCCCGAGGCCUCCUGUUUGAAUGGAUUACUGCGUUUUUAUACCGAGCGUGUUUAGGUGGUCCUUUAUUUUUUACUUUCCCUAUCGAGUGCUGUAGAGGAAGGGUGAUGACAAUGCUGUAAAUGUACUAGAACUUUUUUAUUAAAGGAACUUUUCCCAGA
Molecule: messenger RNA, 4415 nt
Organism: Aethalodelphis obliquidens (Pacific white-sided dolphin)
Lineage: Eukaryota; Metazoa; Chordata; Mammalia; Artiodactyla; Delphinidae
Gene: CDH3
Product: cadherin 3
Exons: 16
Coding region: 1265-3745 (826 amino acids)
Biological process (GO): calcium-dependent cell-cell adhesion; cell migration; cell-cell junction assembly
Cellular component (GO): adherens junction; cytoplasm; catenin complex
Molecular function (GO): beta-catenin binding; cadherin binding; calcium ion binding
Source: RefSeq, a predicted model, not a curated record